UAAUUAUAGUCACAUGGUAUUUAUUUAUAACGUUGGUUGUCUGCUUAACCAGUAAUAAGAAACUUCAAUUUCUUAUUCUUAGAAUCCUAUAUAGAUGUUUUAAAAAUGGUCCAUUCUUUUAUAAUUGCUGAAACUAACUCCCAAGUAUUGUUUUCAUCUGUUUUUAAUUUUUUAGAGGAUCCUGAUGAUCGUGAAAAACAAAUUAAAUAUUUUGCUCAACGAGUUAAAAAGGAGUUUGAGUUUAAUACAUCUGUAUCAAGUAAUAACUUUGACGAUUUCUCCGAAGCUUAUAUUGUUGAUAUUGAAACAAAAGGAAUUUUUAAUUUAAAACUGAAGAAUGUUGAAAAACAGAUAGUUUGGCAUUCAUAUUAUGGCUGUUUGUAUAUUCUAGUAUGUGAUCAAACUGAUAACCGGAUAUUAGCAGCCAGUACUUUGUUUUUUCUUAUAAAAACGAUAAAAGAUCUUUUGCCAAAGAUAACUUUGUCACAUUCCGAGAUUGUUCAAAAAGCAGAUGUUAUAUCAGUGGUUGUCAAUACUUUUAUGCCAUGUGGUCAGUUAUUAUUUAUAAAUAAUCAGGCUGCUCAACAACUUAUUAAAGACAUUCAGAAAGCAAUUAGAUAGAAGAUAAUUUUUUGUAUUUAUAAUUGAAAUUUUUUUUUUUACGAUUCUCUUUUGCAACUACAGUUGAAUAUCAUUGUACAUUAUUGUUUUUUGUGAUGCAAAUUGGAAAUCAAAUGUAUGCCUACAGUUGUUUUCUUUAUUUUUAAAAAAAAAUUUACUGUGUAUAAAUAAAUUCUAAUUAUCCUGAAA
Parasteatoda tepidariorum (common house spider) is the source of this 810-nucleotide messenger RNA. The record is from RefSeq and is a predicted model, not a curated record. NCBI's taxonomy places the organism in Eukaryota, Metazoa, Arthropoda, Arachnida, Araneae, Theridiidae.